This is a messenger RNA of Paramacrobiotus metropolitanus, 1877 nucleotides long. RefSeq lists its product as uncharacterized. NCBI's taxonomy places the organism in Eukaryota, Metazoa, Tardigrada, Eutardigrada, Parachela, Macrobiotidae. Gene Ontology annotation, molecular function: protein binding. The coding region runs from base 100 to 1782 and encodes 560 amino acids. The transcript has 3 exons. The record is from RefSeq and is a predicted model, not a curated record.
CUUACUAUCAAAUUAUCUUUGGCAGACUAAAGACUGUCACAGCACGAGCUUCUUUGCUUUCUGUCACGGCCUCACAAUCAGAGACUUCGAUAGUUGAGAAUGUAUCUGUACGAAGAUGGUGAACGGUCUGUGUAUACAUGGAACGCUGUGGACGUAGAGAUUGACGGUCUGCUACAGCACGGCCACGUUAUCGGCCUGGAAGAAACCCCAGGAAGUCCGCCGCGCCUGGUUGUCGAUUUCGCGUGCCCGACACAGCGAUCCGUGCCAGUGGAAUACGAGAGGGUUGUCGCCUGCUCCGCCGAUCACUACCGUCUUACACCCGCGGGAUCCGAUGUGGAGGUGCUGCUGUUCGAACACCCCCAUCGUCCCUGGAAAUGGUUUCCCGGGACAGUUCUCAUUGACAGCUUUACGUACUUAAGUAGAUGCGCCAAGCUGGUAGAGGUGCAGACAGAUGGACAUGGUAUGCGCGAGCUCCUUCCCAGGCACCAGGUUCGCCGCCCUUUUUCCUUGGAAGAAAUCCAACAAAGGCGUCUUCAACCGGGACAUUUCGUACUGCGAACGUGUGGUCUGCCCGACGGUUUUUGGGCCUUGAAGCGGUCGUUGACAGAACAAUGGAUCAAGGAACUUCAACACGAGUUCCAGCUCUGGGUGACAUCCAUUCUCAGUGGGGAAAUGCACUACCUGCAACAACGCGACGUUCGUCCCUUGACGGCUGAAGAUGCAGAGAGAUGCUUAAAAAACGAGCGACGGAACUUCCGACACGAGCUUAAGCGCUUGCGUUCUAAAGAUGUUGAAAAAGUGCUCGACGAGCCCCAGGACGAAACACGAUUCGACGCCGGCAGUCGCGGUUUGCCGUUUGAAGUGCUGAAGGAGGUCUUCCAUUCACUGGACACCAUGGACCGACAGUGCUGCCGACGCACCUGUCAUCUGUGGGAAGCCUUGCUCUCUACCGCCGAGCUGCGCGCCGAGGUUCGUGUGUCGUUGGCACGAAUAAGUUUUUGGUCACCACGAAUUCAGUACGCGGUAUUCGGCUGCAUCAUGAAGCACAUCACGCCGGCCACCCGCACCGUCGUUGUUUGUCAGCAUUCAUUGGAGAGCGUCGAUCUGCAGCGGUUCAGGUAUGACGAUCAACCGUUGACCUUCCUUGAGAAAACGUUGAAUGACGUCGGCGUCCGUAUCGACCGUUUGAUCCUGUACCGGCGAACGACAACCAUCAACUUCUAUUUAAAUGAGCCGUUGAAACUGAGAGUGAUGUUUGCGAUGAUAGCCGCUCAGCAUACACGGCUAGCGUCCUCUUGCGGACGCGUGAUAUGGAAAGAUUAUGCGGUGAAAUGGAAAUCGUGCUGCCAUAAGAGCGUCAUGGAAUGCUGCGUUCCGUCUGUGGUCUUCAUCUUGGGAAACGAUGCCAGCGCCGCCAAAGUGCAGAUCUGGGAUGUGUGCGAGAGGCAUCUGUGUGACACCAAGCCAGCGAUAGACGUUGAACGCAUUGCCAACUGCACCACGCAUCUGAUUAUUACCGAAACGAGAGCCAAUCAAGUGAAACAGAUUUUGAAGGAUUAUCAAACCUGCGAUCCACGUCCAUCGGCGCAUUACCGUGGUUACAAAUGGACACUGUCAAAUGUGGCCGGCGUUGACGUCCGCAAGCUGAACAAAUUCUGCUUGCAUGUCUUGUGGCACCGGAUGCGGCGCUGGCGUUUGACAUCCACGGAUCAGGGUACUGUGCAGAAUGCGAUUCAAGAGUCAGUUCCGAGUUCAAAGAGGAGUGAAGAAGAAGCCGAUUGACCUUGUCUAGCGAACUGAUUAGUUUGUUGUGUAGUUGCUUCUGACAGAACAGUAGGGUAACCGUUUCGUUUUGACUGACUGGGAUAGUUUCCUCG